AUGAGUCUGCACUGAUAGGCAGCAAUGAUGGGCACUGAUGAGGUGGCAUGCAUAGGCAGCACUGAUGGGUGGCACUGAUGGGCACUGACUGGUGGCACUGCUGGGCAGCACUGAUAGGUGGCACUGAUGAGGGACACUGCUGGGCACAGGUGGGUGGCACUGCUGGGCGGCACUGCUGGGCACUGAUCAUCAGGGCACUGACAAUUGCUGGUUAUCAGCACCGAUAAUCGGCAAUUUUAUUUACCAGGUGA
Staurois parvus is the source of this 251-nucleotide messenger RNA. NCBI's taxonomy places the organism in Eukaryota, Metazoa, Chordata, Amphibia, Anura, Ranidae. The record is from the annotation of a GenBank genome assembly.